This is a messenger RNA of Hibiscus syriacus, 2745 nucleotides long. RefSeq lists its product as uncharacterized. Bases 389 to 2428 code for a protein of 679 amino acids. The record is from RefSeq and is a predicted model, not a curated record. Lineage: Eukaryota; Viridiplantae; Streptophyta; Magnoliopsida; Malvales; Malvaceae. The transcript is spliced from 2 exons.
CUUUAUUUCUCUCUUCUUCGCCGGCACUCUCGAAUCUCUGAAACUCUCUUUUCUCGUCCCAAACAAUUCAUCUUUUCUUGCACUAAAUUCAAUCCAAUUUCAAGGUUGAUGGAGCACCGUGAAGUUGUAAACGUGCCUGGUUUGCAGUGAUUUGUCUUCUUUUAGUACCGAUUGGCUCGAGUUUGGGUUGAAUUUUAUCACUUUUCGAUCGAAAUGGAUCGUUGUGACACUUCAGGAUUUGUUAGUGGGGGUGGGAUUUACUCAUUCAACGAGAUCUAACCCUAGUUUUUGUGGCUAAUUUUCUUCACCCCGAAAUCAGGUCGACUGCUCUGUUGCAUUUGAGAUCUGCUCUGCAUAUCGUUUGUUUUGAGUUUUUAGGUAUUGCUAGAUGGAUUCCAGGUUCUCGAACUUGGGGUUCCCUGCUAAUUUUUCUUUGAAUGCAUUCAACACUUUGGGUAGUUCGAUGCAAGUUGGAGUAACUGCAUAUGGAAAAGAUACUGUUCUAAGUCUUGAUUCCCCUGGCUCUUCAAUCCCUUAUAUGUCUACAUCAAAGGGAGUCAAGAGGAAGUGGAGUUUGAUGGAUGGAACCAUCGGGGAGCAAGUUGGGUCAUCAUUGGCUCUUCGGCUAGGCCGCACCUCUAGUUCCUCUGACAGCAAGGGAAGCUCAACAACUGCUUGUACCGCCACAUCUUCAGCCAAAGAAUCUGAUGUGGAGUCCUCAAUGGAUAUUGAAUUGGAUUUUACCCUCCAUCUUGGAAAUGAGAAGGUAAACAACCCCAAGAAACCUUCUGGUUCAGAUCUGAAAGGACGAAAGGGAUUGCAACUGAACGUGGACCUGGAGUUAAGUCUCUCAACAGGUUUUUCUGAAUCUGAUGUUACUGGUGUCCAUCUUAUCUCUUCUCCGGAUACGACAGGUAUGAUGAUGCCUAUAGCAGUUGAAGGGCCCCCAAAUGCAGAUGAAAGAUCUUCAUGUCAAUGGAAACCUGGAACUGGUUCGUCACCAUUUCAGAGUUUACCAGCAAAACAGGCUAGUGUCUUCUUCGAGGAGGUUCUAAGAAGCAUUGAUCUUUCUCCCGUUGCUCCAGAGUUAUCAUCGAGCGUGAUUACUACCCCGAAAAGCUCCGUCACCUGCACUUCAGGGAUAGCGCGGAAACAACAACCACAAUACCGCAGCUCUAGUUUGAAGACAUGUCAGGUUGAAGGAUGUGGAAAGGGGGCCAGAGGUGCCUCAGGCCGUUGCAUAUCUCAUGGUGGUGGCAGGAGGUGUCAAAAGCUUGGCUGCCAUAAGGGAGCAGAGGGCCGGACUGUGUAUUGCAAGGCCCAUGGUGGCGGUCGGCGAUGUGAAUUUCUUGGUUGUACAAAAAGUGCAGAAGGUCGUACUGAUUUCUGUAUUGCCCACGGUGGUGGUCGUAGAUGUAACCAUGAUGGUUGUACUCGAGCUGCCAGAGGCAAAUUUGGAUUAUGUAUACGUCAUGGUGGUGGGAAGAGAUGUCAAAUAAAAAAUUGCACAAGAAGUGCUGAAGGCCUCUCAGGACUUUGCAUCUCACAUGGAGGUGGGCGUAGAUGCCAGUUUAUAGGAUGCACAAAGGGGGCUCAAGGGAGCACCAUGUUCUGCAAGGCACAUGGUGGUGGAAAACGGUGCACGUAUCUAGGAUGCACCAAGGGUGCUGAAGGGAGUACCCCUUUCUGUAAGGGUCAUGGAGGGGGGAAAAGAUGUGCAUUCGAAGGCGGUUGGGUUUGUACAAAGAGUGUGCAUGGAGGAACCAACUUUUGUGUAGCACACGGAGGAGGCAAGAGGUGUGCCAUGCCUGAAUGCACAAAGAGUGCGAGGGGACGUACGGACUAUUGUGUUCGACACGGUGGAGGUAAAAGAUGCAAGCUUGAAGGGUGCGGCAAAAGUGCACAAGGUAGCACGGAUUUCUGCAAGGCACAUGGUGGAGGCAAGAGAUGCUCCUGGGGCCAUCCUGGGUCAGAAUAUGGCAACCAACCUUCUGGUCCUUGUAACUCUUUUGCAAGGGGCAAAACAGGUCUCUGUGUACUCCACUGCAGCCUGGUUCAUGAUAAGAGGGUUCAUGGUGGUGCAACACUUGGGCAUAUUGUCCUAGACCCUCAACUCAGCAAUUCUGGGAAGAUGAAAGGGAUUGCUACUACGGAGGACGUAAAUGUUGACGCUAUGAAAAUGUGGAGUGCCAUAGAACCUUCUGCUGGCAGAACUUGUUCUAGUUUGAAUCAAUAUGGACUUCCUUAUGGUUCCAGCUCUGUCAGCAAAGGGGGCUCUGCUUUUGCGCCUGAAGGUAGGGUUCAUGGUGGGAGUUUGAUGGCAAUGCUAGCAGGUGAUUCUGGUCUUGCCUCGGUUGACACUGCAGGUUUCUCCGGUAAUGCAUCAGAGCUAAAUAAGUCGUUUAAGUCCCCCCAGAAGCGGAUGUGAGGCGGAUGUAAGUUUAUUUUCUCAACUAUUAUCAAAUUAUUCUGGGAAGUUAGCCAGUUUAUUGUUUGCAUCUUUUGGUUCAAGUUUGGUAGUGUUAGAAACCCUUGGUCAUUCAUUAGUUUUAGAUUGCAACAAAAGUGCUUUAUUACUGGGUGUAACCAUUUGGGGUGGGAAAUAGCUAUAACAAUGAAUCAGGGUCAUUGUUGGUUGUUGUAAAUAAUUACAUGUUUCCAGCAGGUUGUUGUGAAUAUGUAGGGCAGUGCCUGUAAGAUCCAGUCGGUUUGUGGAACAUUUAUGGUUAUAAUAAAUCUUUUCUU